CCGAACCUGCGCUUUUGAUUGUGCCUCAGUACAAAGCAAACAGGUCUACGCGUAACAUAGCGCUUCAAAAAUGCUUGUUUAUGACAACCGUCUAAUUCAGUUGAUAUCCUCCAUCGAAAACGACGAUGUGCAAUCGGCAACGCGUAUAUUCACCGAAAAGUUUGAUGUACGAUUUCUGCAACCUAUUGGAAUUCUUCGAGUGACCGCGGUUCAGCUAGCUGCCUGGCGAGGCAGAAUAGAGUUGCUAGACCUGUUCUACAAAAAUGGCGCUGAUAUUAAUGCCGUGGACAAAAUCGGGAGAUCUCCGUUGUUUCAUGCGGCGCAUCGCGGGGACAGUGAGGUGGUGACUUGGCUUUUGGAACAUGGAGCCAACACGGAUGUCAGAGUUGGCAUUGAUACGUGCUUCAAAAUCUUGCCUUCGUCGAACGUUAGCCAGUACUUCGAUAUCGGUCGAGACUUGCCGACGCCAGAAUGUUGGGGAAGGACAGCGCUACACCAGGCGGUGAAGAACAAUCACUCGGAAGUGGUCAGGAUUUUGGUGAAGGCCGGGUCCAACACGAACGCGCAAGACGAGCGUGGAAUUACACCUCUGCUUCUGGCAGGGUCUACGGUAACCCAAGAAGAUUCUAAUGAGAUGUCGAAAUUCGUUCGUAUAGUCGAGUGUCUUGUGGACGGAAAAGCUUCGACGAACGCGGUGCACCCUGACACAGGUACAACAGCGUUACAUUACGCAGCAUCAUUAGGAAGUCCCUCAGCAACAAAAAUAUUAUUAGACGCCGGUGCAUGGCCUCUUUAUCGGUGCAAGAGCACAGGAAGUACCCCUCUGCACCUCGCCGCCAGUAUGGGUAGCUUGGAAACUCUUUCUCUUCUCUUGGAAAACACACCUCCCGAUCAAGUCGACGUUCGAGAUAACAUCAAUCGAACGCCGCUUCACAGAGCCGCUUACCAAGGCCACGACGAAUGCGUGCGGACGUUGAUCGAACAUGGUGGUAAUCUCGCUGCGGAAACGAGAACCGGGGUCACCGUUAUCGACGCCAUAUUCGCUAACACUUCGAGGCCAGUGGCGUUUCUGAACGACAUUUUGGACUCGCGAGUGUGCAUGAACGGUCAUACCAUUGAUAGGAACUCGCAUAUCAUCGUUGACUUCAACAUACUGGCGCCAAAAGGGGAGCUGCAAAUGGGAGUUGUUACGUCCCUCAUUGCAGCGGCUUCAGACGAGAAACAAUUGACGAUACUGCAACAUCCGUUGGUGGAAACGUUUCUCUGGUUAAAGUGGUCCAAGCUGAGAGUGUUCUUCUUUAGUCUCGUUUUCAUCCACGCCCUACUGGUCCUUUCCCUCUCUGGUUAUUCCAUAGCGAUGCUGCAGCAUGAGACUGAUUGCACGCUGUUACGAAGGAUUCUAGCGUCGUGCUCGUGUGUGCUUCUCUUCCACAACAUGGCGCAGGUGUUAAUGGUGCCAAGAUAUUACUUAAGGCAGUUCGAGACAUGGCUCUCGUUUGCAUGCGCAACGCUAUCGUUGAUGAUUUCCACAGACAGUGGCCACACGGAUAUCACGAGGCAGCCAAGGGGAAAAGAAUUAAACCCCACGGAACAUCGUCCGCAGUGGGUGUUGCAUUCCAUCAGCUUGGCAAUCUUGCUUUCUUGGAUGCAAAUGAUGCUGCUAGUUGGCCGUCUCCCAACGUGCGGAUAUUACGCGCUCAUGUUCUCCACGGUGCUAAAGAACAUCCUUAAGGUUCUCCUAGCGUUCGUCUGCCUGAUUGUCGGAUUCGCGUUCAGCUUCGCCGUUUUGUUCCACGGGAACGACCAGUUUCGCAAUUCCUGGAGGGCCGUCGUGAAGACCGUGGUAAUGAUGAUGGGUGAGUACGAGUACGGGGCGCUGUUCUCGGACGAGAAGAAUGGGAGUUCCUUCCUACCAGCCACGAGCAGGGUCGUGUUCCUUGCUUUCGUCAUGCUUGCUAGUAUCGUCCUGAUGAACCUGAUGAUCGGCCUCGCGGUCAAUGACAUCCAAGGCCUCGAGAAGAUGGGUCACAUUCGUCAGUUGCUGAAGCAGUCGGAGUUCGUGGGUCAUUUAGAAAGGCUGACAUCACACCGAAUCUUUCGCAGCAAUUGGCUACAUCCUCGGUUAAGUUCGCUGCUGAACUCGAGGCGUUGUAUUCCCACAAAAAUUACGUUCGGUUAUCACGAACGUUAUUUUCGUGAAUCAUCCUCGGGCAUCCCGGCGAGGCUGCGGGAAGCGUUGUUUCUGUUGGCUUCGAACUCGCGCGAUAGCGCGGUAACGAGUGGCAAGCUCAGGGACAACAACAAUACGGAAUUAACGUCGUUGUUGGAGGAAGUGUUGCUGCAAUUAAGGACAUCUUGUUAUCGUGGCACAACGGGACGGAAGUUUUCGAAAUGCUUUAAUACUAAAUGAACCGAUGGAAAACAGGAACUUUGGAAGUAUUACAUGCUGCUAGAUUUUCUGUGUAGUAUUAACUUAUUGUAGGAUGUGAUCUUUUAGAGCUGUUUGUAAUUAAU
Messenger RNA from Megachile rotundata (alfalfa leafcutting bee), 2514 nucleotides. Its product is annotated as transient receptor potential cation channel subfamily A member 1 homolog. The record is from RefSeq and is a predicted model, not a curated record. Gene Ontology annotation, molecular function: monoatomic ion channel activity; protein binding. Gene Ontology annotation, cellular component: transmembrane transporter complex; membrane. Gene Ontology annotation, biological process: monoatomic ion transmembrane transport. NCBI's taxonomy places the organism in Eukaryota, Metazoa, Arthropoda, Insecta, Hymenoptera, Megachilidae.